Messenger RNA from Clunio marinus, 206 nucleotides. The record is from the annotation of a GenBank genome assembly. Lineage: Eukaryota; Metazoa; Arthropoda; Insecta; Diptera; Chironomidae.
AUGACCGCCAAGAACGCUGAGGAUCAGACAAGUUGCUUGAGAAUCGUCUUCAGCGUCAAUUUCAGGACUGGAAUUUUUUACAUUCGGAAAGUCCAUGGACAGUCGGAAGAUAUGCUUAAAAUAGCAUUAUACGCCAAGAAAAGUGAAAAAACCGGAAGAUCCAUAAAUAAUCGGAAGGUCCAUGGAUAGUCGGAAGGUCCAUGGAC